AACCGAUUGAAAGAAACCUUCCAAGCUCUCAGUACUAGCGCUCAAGAGACAAGCAAGCACCCGUAGGUCGUUCCAAGUUUCUAUUUAACUAAGUACAUGGUUGAUAUAGGCAGCCAGAUCCCCACUACUUUCGAUCCAUUCGCCGAGGCUGAGGAAUUUGGUGGCACUGGAACCAAGGAGUAUGUGCAUAUACGAAUCCAACAGAGGAAUGGAAAGAAAAGCUUGACAACUGUUCAAGGGCUGAAACAGGAUUUGAGCUACGAGAAAAUUCUCAAGUGUCUCAAGAAGGAGUUCUGCUGUAAUGGGAAUGUCGUGAAUGACAAAGAGCUUGGCAAAAUCAUUCAGCUCCAAGGUGAUCAGCGCAAAAACGUGUCCCAGUUCCUUGUUAAUGCUGGCAUCGUGAAGAAGGAUCAAAUCAAGAUUCAUGGUUUCUAGGGGAAGUUCUUGCUGCUUUUGUCAUGAUUUAGGACUUUUAUGAAAUAAAUUUCUAGGCUGUCUUUGUUUUAGUCUUGUCUUCGCACCCCUUGUUGGGGUGGACCAAUAAUGGAAUCCAAUGUUAAAGUUUCAUUAAUUAUAAUGGAUAGUAUUUGCUUUAAAGCUUUGCCUUUUA
This is a messenger RNA of Theobroma cacao (cacao), 610 nucleotides long. The record is from RefSeq and is a predicted model, not a curated record. Lineage: Eukaryota; Viridiplantae; Streptophyta; Magnoliopsida; Malvales; Malvaceae.